Molecule: messenger RNA, 1654 nt
Organism: Apaloderma vittatum (bar-tailed trogon)
Lineage: Eukaryota; Metazoa; Chordata; Aves; Trogoniformes; Trogonidae
Gene: RARS1
Product: arginyl-tRNA synthetase
Exons: 12
Biological process (GO): arginyl-tRNA aminoacylation
Cellular component (GO): cytoplasm
Molecular function (GO): arginine-tRNA ligase activity; ATP binding
Source: RefSeq, a predicted model, not a curated record
AUACUGCUCAAAACUAAGGAACAGAAGGUUAGCCCAAGAGAAAUCGCUGAGAACAUAGCAAAAAAUAUUCCUGCCAACGAAUGCAUUGAGAGGGUUGAAAUUGCUGGUCCUGGUUUUAUCAAUGUCCACCUGAGAAAGGAUUUUGUCUCAAAGCAGCUGAGCAGUUUAUUGGUGAACGGAGUCCAACCACCAGCUGUUGGCAAAAGGAAAAAGGUGGUGGUGGACUUUUCCUCCCCUAACAUCGCAAAGGAGAUGCACGUCGGCCACCUGCGGUCUACUAUCAUCGGAGAGAGUAUGUGCCGGCUGUUUGAAUUUGCAGGUUAUGAUGUUCUGAGGUUGAACCAUUUAGGAGAUUGGGGCACACAGUUUGGAAUGCUCAUUGCUCACCUCCAGGACAAAUUUCCGGAUUACUUAACGGUUUCUCCUCCCAUUGGGGAUCUCCAAGCUUUUUACAAGGAAUCCAAGAGGAGGUUUGACACAGAGGAGGAAUUUAAGAAACGUGCCUAUCAAUGCGUGGUGCUGCUGCAGAGCAAAAACCCAGACUUCAUUAAAGCGUGGGAGCUGAUCUGUGAUGUGUCGCGGAAAGAGUUCCAGAAAAUCUACAACUGCUUGGAUGUCACAAUCAUAGAGAGAGGGGAGUCAUUCUACCAUGACAUGAUGAAAGACAUUGUGAAAGAAUUUGAAGACAAAGGAUUUGUCCAGGUUGACGAUGGCCGGAAGAUUGUGUUUGUCCCGGGUUUCCCCGUCCCGUUGACAAUCAUGAAAUCCGACGGAGGUUACACGUACGACACGUCUGACUUGGCUGCUCUUAAACAUCGGCUGUGUGAAGAGAAGGCCGAUAUCCUUAUUUACGUUGUCGAUAGUGGCCAGUCGGUGCAUUUGCAAACAGUGUUUGCAGCUGGACAGAUGAUCGGCUGGUACGAUCCCAAAGUCACCAGAGUGUCCCAUGCUGCGUUCGGAGUGGUGCUGGGAGAAGACAAGAAGAAGUUCAAAACUCGGUCAGGGGAUACAGUGCGUCUUGUAGAUCUGCUGGAAGAAGGGCUGAAACGAGCUAUGGACAAGCUGAAAGACAAGGAACGGGACAAGGUCCUCACGGCAGAAGAGCUGAAAGCUGCCCAGACGUCGGUCGCUUUUGGGUGUAUUAAAUACGCAGAUCUCUCCCACAACAGACUAAACGAUUACGUGUUCUCCUUUGACAAGAUGCUGGACGACCGAGGAAAUACAGCUGCUUAUUUGCUGUAUGCCUUCACCCGGAUCAGGGCUAUCGCUCGCCUGGCCAGUAUUGACGAGCAGAUGCUGCGGAAGGCAGCCAGGGAGGAGGUGCUUAUCCUGGACCAUGAGAAGGAGUGGAAACUGGGCAAGUGCAUCCUGAGGUUCCCUGAGAUCCUGCAGAAGAUCCUGGAGGACUUGUUACUGCACACUCUCUGUGACUACCUUUAUGAGCUGGCCACCACCUUCACUGAGUUCUAUGACAACUGCUACUGCGUAGAGAAAGACAGGCAGAGUGGCCAGAUCGUGAAGGUGAACAUGUGGAGGCUGCUGCUCUGCGAAGCCACUGCCACCAUCAUGGCCAAAGGGUUCGACAUCCUGGGCAUUAAGCCGGUGCAGAGGAUGUAGCUGUGCCCUGUGGGGUGACAAUAAAGGGACUAAACAA